AAGCGCAAGAAAGCCAUCUUCGACUCGGACUCGGACAACGACAACGACAACGACAACCCCAAGCCCAGCGGCACCGACAACAAUGCAAUCGAAAUCUCCACGCUCGGCGGGCUAGACGACACCCCAGCCCCAAAAGCAGCAGCACCAUCUAAACGGCCCCUCCCCAAAAACCACUCCCAACCACCGUCCAAACGCCAACUCCUCUCCGGCGCAGGAGGCAGCGCCAGCGCCCUAAACCCACCGAACAAGAAACCCCUCUCCAAAACCUCCAUCUUCGCGGACGAUUCCGACAAUGAUGAGACAGCACAACCCACCACAACCUACGGCCUCAACAAACCCGGCAAACCCACCCCUCAACCCCAAAUCCAACCGGAGACCACCAACCUCUCCUCCCUGCACAGCAGCCGCCAACACGCGAAAUCCGCCUCGACCAUCGAUCCCACAAUCUACUCGUACGACUCCGUCUACGACAGCCUGCAUGCCAAACCCGCCACCAAAAACCCAUCCUCCUCCUCCUCCACCACCGAACCCGAAGUACCCAAAUACAUGACCAACCUGCUCCGCAGCGCGGAGAUUCGCAAACGGGACCAAACACGAGCACGGGACCGACUCCUCGCGAAGGAGCGGGAGGCCGAGGGCGACGAGUUCGCCGACAAGGAGAAGUUCGUGACGGGGGCGUAUAAAGCGCAACAGGAGGAACUGAAGCGGAUGCAGGAGGAAGAGGAGGAGAGGGAGCGGGUGGAGGAGGAGCGCAGACGGAAGAAUGCUGGAAUGGGGAUGGGGGGCAUGGUGGGGUUCUAUCGCGAUGUGCUUGCUAGGGGGGAGGAGAGGCAUGAGGCUGUUGUUAGGGCGGUGGAGGAGAAUAUUUUGAAGGGUGGGGAGGGGGAUACGGACGGGAAGGGUGAGAAGGGUGAAGAGGGUGCAGAGGGUGGGGAGAAGACGCCGGCGCAGGUCGCGGCGGAGUUGAAUGCAAAGGGCGCCCAUGUGGCGGUUAAUGAUGACGGCCAGGUCGUGGAUAAGAGGCAAUUGUUGUCCGCGGGGCUGAAUGUCGCGCCGAAGCCGAAGGGCGCGGUUCAGCGCGAUGCUGCGGCUGCUGCUGCGGCGGCGGCGGCGGCGAGGGCGCCCGCGCGGUUCGGGAAUCGUCAGGAACGGGGAGGCCAGCGCGCGCGCCAGACGGAGAUGGUGGCGGCGCAGCUGGAGGAGCGCGCGCGGCAGGAGGAGGAGGCCGAGGCGGCGCGCCAGAAGGAGAUCGCGGAGCGCAGUCGCAGUCGUCGCUCCGAGGGCGAGGUGUCGAGUGCGCGCGAGCGCUAUCUGGCGCGGAAGAAGGAGCGGGAGGCCGCU
Aspergillus heteromorphus CBS 117.55 is the source of this 1341-nucleotide messenger RNA. Its product is annotated as splicing regulator NSRP1-like domain-containing protein. The transcript has a single exon. The annotation marks the transcript as partial. NCBI's taxonomy places the organism in Eukaryota, Fungi, Ascomycota, Eurotiomycetes, Eurotiales, Aspergillaceae. Gene Ontology annotation, biological process: regulation of alternative mRNA splicing, via spliceosome. The record is from RefSeq and is a predicted model, not a curated record.